GGAAGGAGAUAUAGCGUUUCUGAUCUGAUACAGCAGAUGGCUGAUAACUUCUAGUAGAUUCUCGACGCAGUCUGACUUGGAAGCAUUGUUCUUUUCGCCACUAAUUACGAAAGAAAAGAAUUCAUUAAUACAGGGGCACAUAAUCAUUAAUCCCACAUCAUAUGAAUGUCUCACAUUUCUCGCGUGAUUCAAAGUUGAGUUGCCUAAACUUAUUGGUCUGUGAUAUCCACGCCCAUGCAUGGCUGCUUAUCUUUGUGCUUAGUCCAACCUUAUUGAAGUAAAAGAUUGGAACAAAGUGGUUUCUCACAAUACAAAAUAUUCACAAUCUUGCAAAAUCUUCUCUUGCUCACGGAAGAAAGAAGAAUAGAAUGGCCGACCCACUUACCAGCAUGGUUGCUCAAGAAAUCCUGAGCAGGGUGAUCGUCCUUGCAAUCCAAGGGAUUAAUCUCAGGAAGGAUUCAAGGGAACAACUUAAUAAUCUGAAAAAGAAAUUAGAAAUGAUUCAAGGCGUGCUACAAGACGCCCAGAAUCGACAAACAAUGGAGCAAAGAGUCGGAAAUUGGUUGAAGAAGGUUCAGGAUCUAGCUUAUGAUGCCGAGGACGUGCUGGACGAGUUCACAAUACUAAUUCAGCAACACAAAACGACGACGACCAGGACAGACAAGGUACGCAGCUUCGUUAAGACGAUCGUUACGGUUUCACCUCUCUUUAAGAUUGCCGACAGAAUUAAGAGCAUAAAUGAAUCUUUUGACAAUCUUGGAAAGGAAGCGACUAUCAUGCGGCUUGUGCCUACAGACAAUGAGACUGUUGAAAGUCGAACCACCCAUUCCAUGGUAGACGAAUCAGAAGUCUUUGGAAGAGAUGGUGACAAAAUGAGAAUCCUAAGCCUUUUAAUUAACCCAGAUGAUGGAAAUAAAGCUAUUUCGAUCCUCCCCAUCGUAGGUAUGGCUGGACUCGGGAAGACCACCCUCGCUCAAGUAGCAUUCAACAAUGGCGCGGUAGUAGCACAUUUUGAUGAACGUAUGUGGGUUUGUAUCUCGGUAGAUUUCAACAUUGAAAGAAUUUUAAAACAAAUCCUAGAAAGCCUUGGAGAAAUGAAUGUCAUAUCAAAUCUGGAUGUGAUGCUCCGUAGCCUUCAAAGUAAGUUGAUGGGAAAGAAAUUCUUGCUAGUACUGGAUGAUGUCUGGGAUGAAAAUCGGAGCAAUUGGAAUACGUUAAGAGGUUUCCUGUUGAAAACCCAAGCAGCAAGAGGGAGCAAAAUUAUUGUGACUACGCGCAAAGAUGAGGUUGCGAAAAUCAUGGGCACACUUCCGACGCAUCACUUGGGACUAUUGUCAAAAGAAGAGUGCUGGUUAAUUUUCAGAAAAAGAGCAUUUGCUGAAGGAUCAGCGGCACAAGAGACUCCAAGACUGAUUGAAAUAGGAAAAAAGAUGGUAGACAAAUGCAGAGGCCUACCUUUAGCAGCAAAGGCUCUUGGAAGUCUGAUGUACUACAAGCAAGAGGAAGAGUGGGUGUCUGUCCAAACAAGUGAAAUUUGGGAUUUAUCAGAGGCUGAAUCAGGUGGAAUCUUACCAGAAUUGAGGUUGAGCUAUGACCAUUUGCCAUCCAACAUAAAGCAAUGCUUUAAGUACUGUUCUGUGUUUCCCAAGGAUUACGAGAUCGAUAGAAUGAUGCUUAUUCAGCAGUGGAUAGCACACGGAUUCAUAGACUUUCAAGGGUCAUCCAGUCAAGCUGCAGCUAACAAAGAAAUGGAGGAUAUCGCUAAUGACUCGUUCAAUUACUUACUGUGGAAUUCUUUCUUUCAGGACGUAAAGAAAAAUGAGUAUGGAGACAUCGAAACAGUGAAGAUGCACGAUCUUGUGCAUGAUCUUGCACAACAUGUUUCCAAGGCUGAGUGUUUGUCAUUUGUCGAAGACGAUAAGGUUAAUGACAUUACUAUUACUACUGAUGUUCGGCACUUAUCUGUGUAUGCUCCAAAAUUACCGAAGUUACUGAAUGUCUCAGUAUCGUAUGAGGCGAACAAGCUCCGGACUUGCCUUUUGUGGCUUAAUUUUGAUGAUCUUAUGAAUGUUUCCGACUUACUUGAAGGUUUUUCUGUUGACAGGCUUUCGAAAUUUAAGUGCCUGCGUGUAUUAGAUUUGGUGGGUAUCACUCACUUGCCAGCAUCAUUCCAAAAGUUCAAAUUACUAAGAUACCUUGACCUGUCAGAAAAUCAAUGUGAAAAAUUACCGGAGUCAAUCACCACUCUCUACAAUCUACAGACGCUAAGGCUCAAGAAUUGCAGGAAGCUUAAAGUGCUUCCCAUAGAGAUGCGGAAGCUCAUUAACUUGAGGCAUCUUAAUCUAUUCGGAUGUAUUAGCUUGGAAAAGAUGCCAAUGGAGCUGGGGAAAUUACUUUGCCUCCAGACAUUACCCAUGUUUAUAGUGGGUCGAGACAACGGAUAUGGUAUUGAAGAGUUGCAAAAGCUAAUAAACCUAAGAGGUUUAUUAGCAAUUACAAAUCUAGAGAAUGUGAACGAUGGAAGAAGAGCCAAGGAUGCAAAAUUAGAAGACAAGCUUUACAUCCAGAGAUUGGAUUUGGAAUGGUGCAGGCCAUGCGAUAUCAACAUUCAUCAUGAUGUGGAUUAUGAUGAUGUGCUGGAAAGUCUGGAACCUCACCCAAAUUUGAAGGGGUUGCAAAUUAGUAAUUUUGGGGGCAGUAGAUAUCCUGGGUGGAUGAGGGAGAUUGAAUCAUUUCUCCCCAAUUUGGUCGGAAUAGCACUAGAUGGAUGCUGGAGAUGGGAAAAUCUUCCCAUGCUUGGUCAUCUACCAUUGCUUAAGAUUCUUGAAUUACGCCGGAUGAUGUUUAGACGUAUCCAGUUCCAUGGAGAAAACAGUAGCAGUGAUGAUGGUGGUAGCAAGCAAGCAACAACAAAACGAAUGUUCCCAUCAUUGAAAACCUUGUGGCUGACAGACAUGCCUAUGUUGGUGGAGUGGAUGGAAGUUUCUACCUCUUCUUCUUCCUUUUUCCCUUGUCUCGAGAAGUUAAUCAUCAAGAAGUGCGCCAAGUUGAGAGUGACACCAGAUUGUCUGCUUCCUUCUCUCAAGAGACUAAGGAUUGAAUCCAGCAAUGCCAUGUUGCUAAGUGAAGGAUCAUUUGCAGCCGAACUCACCUCUCUUACUUCCCUUCAAAUAAGUAACUGUGAAAAGCUUGAGGUUCUGCCGGAAUGGUUGCUAGAGAACAAUAAAAAUUCCCUCCGCCAUUUGAGUAUCAUGAAAUGUCCCAAGUUGGAGGCUAUUCCCAGGGAAAAUCUACAAGUCCUCACAUCUCUGAAGACAUUGAGGAUAACUGAUUGCCUGUCUAUGCCUAAUAUUUUAUGCUUGGAUGAUCUUCAAAUGUUGAGAUUGGAGAAAGACAAUGCAUGUGAAGAAAUUCGGCUGUCUAAUGUUGAUAGCUCACUGUCAGUGCUCUCCAUCGCACUAGAACCAGAACCAGAACCAGAACCAGAGUCAGAGACAGAACCAGACCMAGAACCAGAACCAGAGUCAGAGACAGAACCAGACCGAGAACCAGAACCAGAGUCAGAGACAGAACCAGACCCAGAACUAGAACCAGAACUUGAAUUUUAUGCGGCAUGCGAAGAAUUUUGACAUUCAGCUGUCAAUAGGGCUUUCCUUGGGAGGUUGUCUGGAUUUUCUCCUAGUGGUUGUAGUCAGGUUGUCUUUAGUCAGUUGCUUCCUGGUUUGGUUGGUCUUGUCAGGUUGCUGUUAUGGUCACUUUGCCCCUCUGUUCUUGUCUCUAUGUUGCUAAUAAAUUGAUCUUUUCAAAAAUGAAAAAAAAAAUCAGAGACUCACAAUGGAGGGUAAGGGGGGUGUUUAAAGCACAAUAUUUUACGUGAGAUAUGGGAAUAGCGCUGUUUUCUUCCCUUAAUUUCUCUUGUAACUCUAUCAAUAAAUCUUAUAUUGUGAUGCCUCUCCACAAAAUAAUGUGAUAUGUAUCUAGUUACCUUCUACAAAAAAGCAGUAUAUAUAUAUCCAGUUUCCUCGGUUUA
Molecule: messenger RNA, 4030 nt
Organism: Nelumbo nucifera (sacred lotus)
Lineage: Eukaryota; Viridiplantae; Streptophyta; Magnoliopsida; Proteales; Nelumbonaceae
Product: disease resistance protein RGA2-like
Molecular function (GO): ADP binding
Source: RefSeq, a predicted model, not a curated record